Messenger RNA from Thecamonas trahens ATCC 50062, 610 nucleotides. RefSeq names its product vacuolar protein-sorting-associated protein 25. Gene Ontology annotation, molecular function: structural molecule activity; protein homodimerization activity. Gene Ontology annotation, biological process: protein transport to vacuole involved in ubiquitin-dependent protein catabolic process via the multivesicular body sorting pathway. Gene Ontology annotation, cellular component: ESCRT II complex. The transcript is spliced from 2 exons. NCBI's taxonomy places the organism in Eukaryota, Apusomonadida, Apusomonadidae. The record is from RefSeq and is a predicted model, not a curated record. The coding region runs from base 42 to 581 and encodes 179 amino acids.
GCGACUGCUACAGACCCGCAUCUGGACAAACAGAGGCUGUUAUGGGUGACUACGAGUUUCCUCGGUUCUACUCGUUCCCGCCAUUCUUCACACUACAGCCGAAUGAAGAGACACGGGCGAACCAGGUCUCGGCCUGGCGGAACUUUAUCCUUGGCUAUUGCGCGGCACACAACGUGAGCCAGCUGGAGAUCCAGUCGGCGCUCGACUCGCCGCUCUGCCACAACGCCGCCAUCGACCGCAAGCUCUCCGAGGACGCGCUGCGACUGUUCAUCGACGAUCUCGUUGCCACACGCAACGCAGAGUGGCUAACCUCUGACCACACAACGGCACUGAUCAUGCCGGCCACUCCUGAUGAGGUAGCCGCCGCCAUCUACGAUUGGAUCGACACCACCGGCCAGAUCGGCGACGUCCUCACCGUCUACGAGUUGCACUCGGGCGACACCACCGUGGGAACUUCGUUCCACGGCCUUGAUGCUGUCCUCAUCAACCGCGCCCUCGACGUGCUCGCCAGCCAGGGCAAGGCCAAGGUGUUCUCGGCCUCAUCGCCCGAAGACGCAGGCGUCAAGUUCUUCCCUGCAUAGUAGUAGUAACAGCAUUAGCAGUACCAGUC